Myxocyprinus asiaticus (Chinese sucker) is the source of this 1744-nucleotide messenger RNA. RefSeq names its product iroquois homeobox 1b (gene irx1b). Gene Ontology annotation, cellular component: nucleus. Gene Ontology annotation, molecular function: DNA-binding transcription factor activity, RNA polymerase II-specific; RNA polymerase II cis-regulatory region sequence-specific DNA binding. NCBI's taxonomy places the organism in Eukaryota, Metazoa, Chordata, Actinopteri, Cypriniformes, Catostomidae. Gene Ontology annotation, biological process: cell development; neuron differentiation; regulation of transcription by RNA polymerase II. The transcript is spliced from 4 exons. The record is from RefSeq and is a predicted model, not a curated record. The coding region runs from base 147 to 1499 and encodes 450 amino acids.
AGACGCAUCACUAGACGUCCCUACCACCGAAGAGACUGCGCUUCUGCACCAAGCCAGAGUUAUUACUGUGAUUUUGAAAUCCGUUAUCACGAGUGGAUUGCCCUUCUUUGCUAUAAAUCUCUGUCAGAGUUCUUUGGGAGUUGGACAUGUCGUUCCCCCAGCUGGGUUACCCACAGUUCCUAAACGCAUCCCAGGAGGUGUACGGAGCCGAACGAACGGGUGUCAUGCUUACCUCUCCACGCGAGGGAAGCUCGGACAGCAGCGCAAGUCCUGCGACUACAGCGGCUGCGAUCACGCCGAUGCUGGGCAUGUACGCGAAUCCGUGGACCGUGCAAAAUUAUAGCGCCUUCUUACCUUACAACAGUGCCGAACUGGCCCUGCUCUCUCAGAUGGGAUCGCAAUAUGAGCUCAAGGAUAACCCCGGGGCUCACCCACCAGGAUUUGCAGUCCACACUGCACCUGGUUUCUACCCAUAUGGCCAGUACCAAUACGGAGAUCCGGCCCGGGCCAAGAGCGCAACCAGAGAAACCACCAGCACACUAAAGGCAUGGCUACAGGAACAUAAAAAGAACCCGUACCCCACCAAGGGUGAGAAGAUCAUGUUGGCCAUCAUCACUAAGAUGACCCUUACGCAGGUGUCCACCUGGUUCGCCAACGCGCGCCGGAGACUCAAGAAGGAGAAUAAAGUGACCUGGGGACGCAGUGCCGAGGACAGAGACGGACGGAUCUUUGACAGCGACAACGAGGACGAUGCGGACAAGAAUGACGACGAGGAAGAAAUCGAUCUGGAGACCAUCGAUAUAGACAAGGCCGAUGAGCCCAGAGGAGAUAACAGCAAUGGAGUAGAAAAAGAAACGUCGCAUGAUCAACACGAGAGAGAAAACGUGGAAACACCACGGAUAUUAUCCUCACAAGCACUAAAAAACAUGGACAAUCCUCUGCCGAGUAAUAAAGAACAGUGCGUGGUAAAAAGUGUUGGUGAGUUAUCUCCGAGUGGGCCGGUUUGUCAGAGGCCUGGAAACAGCAAACCCAAAAUUUGGUCGCUGGCGGAGACAGCGACAAGUCCUGAUAAUACACAGAAAGUCAGCGUCCCCUCGACGCCUGCAGGCCUCAGAGCCUCACCAUCUACACAUCCAGCUUUCCUCUCCACUAACGGAAUUUAUACAUGUCAGAUUGGGAAACUACACAACUGGGCGAGCGCAGCUUUUCUAAGUGCAAAUUCUCUGAUGGGUGUGCGCUCGCUUUUAAGUCAAAACAGUCACUUCCCAAACCACAGCCCCGUUACGAACCCCGAAAAGAAGCCCCCAUCUUCCUCUGGGUCUCCAUGUCUAGAGGCUGACAGUGAGAACUCAUCCGACAGUUUCAGUCCCAAACAUAAUGAUCAAGAAAACAUUCAGAGAAUUGAAUCUCCAACACUCGCGUCCAGGCCACCAUUUCCAGUCAUCCACGACAGGUCUCAUCAUGAAACAUCACAGCGCGCAAUGAAGACUAUUUCAUGAACACAGAACUUAUAUCUAAAUCCUUUAAAUUAUUUAACGAAAAUAAAAUGUGACAAUAAAACAAAAGCAUACACGUCAUCGGAUAGUGUAUUUCUUAAUACACUCCCAUCCUGCAAUAUCAGUUUUGUAUUUUAAUUUCAUUUCAGCAUGUUUGAGUUGACCGUGUAGCUCGCCUGCGUUUCUUUUACAGAGUUAAUAAGAAAUAUUUGUCAUAAAUUGUAAAAAUGAUAUAUUUUUGUGUAAUA